GUUUUUGUAUAUAUAGUUAAGACACUAUAUCAAAUAACUACCACAAUAAAUCUAAUCUGAAAAAUGACAUAAAACCUAUUAUUUCCAUUUUGUUUGUUUAUUUCUGGCACCAACAAUGAAACAAGUCUACCAGCCCAAAGAGUUCCUAACAUGCACCCGCAUCUUGUACAUAAUGACCAUUUUGGGGAUCAUGGCCAACUACAUGCUGAGGGUGAACCUAUCAAUGGCCAUAAUCGACAUGAUCCAACCACCCAAUUCCACAACGGAAGGCCACAAAUUCGACUGGGACCGUUUCCAAAAAAACGACCUGCUAGGAAUAUUCUUCUGGGGCUACAUCCUGACCGACAUCAUCGGCGGAAGACUGGCCGAACUGUUUGGGCCGAAGAAAAUCUUUGGGUACGGAAUGCUGGUCGCCAGUGUCAUCACCAUCAUCACACCUCUGGCUUGUGACUGGGAUUACUACGCGACCAUGGCGGCAAGAUUUGGAAUUGGGCUUUCUUUAGGUGUAACCUUUCCGUGCCUGGCUCCCCUGGCCGUAAACUGGAUCGCCCCCUCGGACAUCUCCAAGUUCAUGUCCAACAUGUUGGCGCAGGGGAUUGGGGUGGCCGUCUCCCUUCCGACCUGCGGCUACCUGAUCACGACCUUCGGCUGGCCCAGCGUGUUCUACUUCACCGGUUGUUUGGGGGGUGUAUGGUGUCUGGGUUGGUUCUACUUCGUCUACGACUCGCCCGAAAGCCAUCCCAGAAUAUCCGAAGCGGAACGGGAGGAGAUCUGUGAGAAAGUGAAGGGCAAAAAACGGACCGAUCAAGUGAAGCUGCCCUGGCUGAAGCUGUUGGCGUCCCCCGCAGUGUGGUCGGUGUUAAUCGUGCAUGGAAGUUUGGGAUUUUGCCACUUCAUGAUCAUAACUCAGCUGCCCACCUACAUGAAAGACGUGCUAAAUUUCAAUCUGAGGAAGAACGGGUUAAUGUCAAGCUUGCCCAGCUUGGGACAGUACUUUUUGGCCCUCAUAGCCGCCUACUCGGCCGACAAGAUCAUCAAAUCGAAAGCUCUGAGCAAACUUUGGACGAGGAAGCUGUUCGUCAUACUCUCCUGCAUUCUUCCCUCAAUACUAACAGUAGCCCUUGUGAUUUGGGGUCGAAACGAAAUAUUGGCUUUAAUUCUGAUCAACAUAUCUUUCGCCUGCAUUGGGUUGAUGAGCGGUGGACACCUCCCCAACCCCAUCGACAUAGCUCCAAACUUUUCUGGGACCAUAAUGGGAUUGGCUACAACUCUUGCCUCACUGGCUGGAGCAGUGUCAACGAAGAUAGUUGCAGUGAUAACAAGAGAUGAAUCCACCUUCAACACGUGGAGAUACGUUUUUGCUGUGAUGGCUGGAGUAUAUGCUUUUGGUGGACUGUUUUAUAUUAUUUUUGGAAGAGCCACCAUCCAAACUUGGAGUGUGGGCCAAUGUAAGAAAGAAAAAAGGAACGAAAUGGUGCCCUUAAGUGUUAUUUCACAAUGAUAUGCAGUUAGUUGUGCAAAAUAAAGUAUUAAAUGUUGUUUUUUUGUAAACAAGUGUUUGUGUACAUAUAAAUAUUUAUUUUUGC
Molecule: messenger RNA, 1586 nt
Organism: Aethina tumida (small hive beetle)
Lineage: Eukaryota; Metazoa; Arthropoda; Insecta; Coleoptera; Nitidulidae
Product: sialin-like
Exons: 3
Coding region: 116-1501 (461 amino acids)
Biological process (GO): transmembrane transport; monoatomic anion transport
Cellular component (GO): plasma membrane
Molecular function (GO): transmembrane transporter activity
Source: RefSeq, a predicted model, not a curated record